GGAAACACUUUUUCAAUUUGAAUACUAUCACUCACCUCACGCUGGCACAGAGAGAGAUGGAUCCUUCGUCGUCGGCGCCGACGGCGGCGCCACCGAGUCCGACGGUGAGUCAGCGAGAUCAAUGGAUGGUGGAAUCACAUGUUUUCCAGAUUUACCAACUCUUCGCCACCAUUCCUCCCAACGCCCAAUCCGUCAUGUUGGAGCUGCAACGCGAUAAACACAUUGAGUUCCUUUCCAAAGGUCUCCGUCAUCUCGGUUCCGCCUUCACCGUCUUGGAUGCCAAUCGUCCCUGGCUCUGCUACUGGAUACUCCACUCUAUUGCACUGUUAGGAGAAUCUGUCGAUGACGAACUCCAAGAUGACACCGUUGAUUUUCUUAACCGUUGCCAGGAUCCAAAUGGUGGAUAUGCUGGGGGUCCAGGCCAGAUGCCUCAUCUUGCCACAACUUAUGCUGCAGUCAAUACACUGAUUACUUUGGGUGGUCAGAAAUCUUUGGCAUCAAUCAAUAGAGAUAAAUUGUAUGGGUUUCUGAGGCGGAUGAAACAACCAAACGGGGGAUUCAGGAUGCAUGUUGAAGGAGAAAUUGAUGUUCGAGCUUGCUACACUGCCAUUUCUGUUGCAAGUGUUUUGAACAUUUUAGAUAAUGAGCUGAUCCAGAAUGUUGGAGAUUACAUUUCAAGCUGUCAAACUUAUGAGGGUGGCAUUGCUGGAGAGCCUGGUUCUGAGGCUCAUGGGGGGUAUGUAUCAUCAAAAACUCUCUCACACACAUUCAUUAUAUCUCUUUGCAAUGAUAUGAUGUUUAAAACAAAAGGAGGUAUGAAAAGUCUUAGAUUUGAAUAUUUGUUUAUCAGAUACACCUUUUGUGGAUUAGCUGCAAUGAUUCUGAUUGGUGAGGUUAAUCGCUUGGAUCUGCCUCGUUUAGUUGAGUGGGUGGUAUUCCGGCAAGGGAAGGAGUGUGGAUUCCAGGGGAGAACGAAUAAAUUGGUUGAUGGAUGCUACUCCUUUUGGCAGGGAGGUGCUGUUGCACUAUUGCAAAGAUUAUAUUCUACUACUGUCGACAAACAAAUGGAAGAGGCCUCAGAUAUUUUUACGACAUCCGAUGUAUCUGAAGAAAAAGUAAGUUUGGAUGGAACCUCUGGUAAUGCGACUCACCAUUUUAGGGAUGAAGACAUCAGUGAAUCCUGUUCAGGUGAUUUUAAAAAUAUCGGUUAUGACUUUAUCAAUAAGUGGAGAGCAAGAGAACCACUUUUUCACAGCAUUGCCUUACAGCAAUAUAUUCUUUUAUGUUCACAGGAGCAAGACGGGGGACUGAGAGACAAACCUGGUAAACGUAGAGAUCACUAUCACACAUGUUACUGUUUAAGUGGGCUCUCAUUGUGCCAGUAUAGCUGGUCAAAGCGCCCAGAUUCUCCACCACUGCCUAAUGUAGUUUUGGGCCCCUACUCCAACCUCUUAGAACCUAUCCAUCCCCUCUUUAACGUUGUCUUUGAACGAUAUUGCGAAGCUCAUGAAUUCUUCUUUGCUGGGUCGUGAUUGGUGACCAGGUUUUAUCUACCUACACCUUUAUCUGUAGAAUGUAAAAUGAAUUCAUUACAACAUUAUGUAGAAAUAUCAUAAAAACACUGUUGGAUUGCUGAUUUAGAAUAUUGUUGAAAUAUCAUAAAAACAUGGACUUCCGUACUACAAAAAAGUUGAUAUCUCUU
Messenger RNA from Gastrolobium bilobum, 1702 nucleotides. Its product is annotated as protein farnesyltransferase subunit beta. The coding region runs from base 57 to 1532 and encodes 491 amino acids. Lineage: Eukaryota; Viridiplantae; Streptophyta; Magnoliopsida; Fabales; Fabaceae. The record is from RefSeq and is a predicted model, not a curated record. Gene Ontology annotation, cellular component: protein farnesyltransferase complex. Gene Ontology annotation, molecular function: protein farnesyltransferase activity. The transcript is spliced from 13 exons. Gene Ontology annotation, biological process: protein farnesylation.